CCAAAAGUUCACACUUCAGCAAGUGCAAGCAAAAAAAGGUGUGUCUAUUAAUAGUGACGGUCACCUUGCGAAAUUAAUCGGGGCGUCCUUUAGAUCCAAGCGGGAUAUCAUCCGCCCGGAGCAUGAUCAGCGGCCCAGCCUACUUCGCAAGCUUCGAGAAGAAGUGCAGCCAACUGCGCCGCACACGUUGGCACGGACCAGCCGGAGUUCACGUGUCCACUAUAGUAGUGCACCGUCAUACAGUAGGCUAUUUUUACGCCGAAUGUCACGACGGAAAAUUUUCCACCAGACCUUAGUGCAAGUCAUAGUUUUUGAACAUUUUUUCUGAUGUCGGACCUCGGCGGUGGCAGCUUUACCCUACCGUUUCAGCUGCGCUGAAACUAGAAUAUCUCUCUCAACAGCGCUAUAAAUAGUGCGGGCGCGAUUCAGCGCUAAAUUUAGUGUGCCAUGAGAUUGCAAAAUAGCCCAAAUUACAAUACCCGAUCCACGCGAAGCGCGCAGAGUACAGUAAAAACCCCAGAAAUAGACACACAACACAGCGAGUGGUGGUGUGUACAAACCUCACUACCAGCAAACACAGGCAAACUACGUCAAACGGCCAGGCUGGCAAUGCGAAGGGUGUGUGGCAGCAGCAGGCCAUGAACCGUCGUCGUCGUCGUCGCUGUUUGCCUGCCUGCUCUGACCAGCGCAAAGUUUGAACACAAACCGCACCCGUCCCGUUCGCGCUCGUUGAUCACGCUAGGAUCACGCAGCCGAGCGGACGGAAUCAGCUGGUGUUCACGUGAACGGUGCAUGCCCCCAGUCUGAGCGUUUAAAAGGCGGACUUGUACUUUGGACCCGUCGUCGUCGUCGUUUCGUUGACUGAGCGGUGUCAGCGCUCAGCUCCGCUGAGCUCUGCUCUCCUGUUCCUUCUCAAUGACGUCGCGCGCGCGUUCGGUUCUCUCUCUGGGGCGCAGUAAGCCAUGACACAACAGACUUGGCGCGCGCGUUGUUACACACCCAUUUUGCGCGGCCUGCUUUGGGCGCGCGUACGUGACCGAUUGAACGCGUGUUUUGGUCACUUUCCAAGAUGGCCGCGGUGCGCACUUUGCCCACUCGGUGGCCCUACUUCGCGAGAGGUUAAGCAGGCGCUCAAGCGUAAACUGGAACAGCACCAGGCGGCGGCGGUGGCUUCGGAGAUGUUGUCCAAGGGAUUUACGACCCCGAUUCACUCGGAUCAGUCGGAGGACGAAUCUGACCUGCCGCCGCGGAAGCGGCUGUACGUGCGAGAUCCGGUACAGCUGGAGCAGCACUACCAUCACACGUUGACCAGCUCGAUGACCCCGCCCCCGUCGGAUCUGUCCGGGUCGGAGGACGAGAACACCAAGUCCGCUGAAGAUAAUGGACUGGCGGUUCCGCCGCCCCAGCGCGAGUCGGUCAUUAUGCGAAUUAACAAGGACGGGUCGUGUACGGCCGCGCCCAAGCAAACCAAAGAAGACGAAGCGAAUCUGAACGUGUUCCGGUGCGUCAAGUACAAGAUGGGACGACGCUCGCCGUUCGAGAAGCAACAGUCGGAGCAACCGGAGGAGGUCACCGCCAUUCCUAGUCGAGUAUUAGAACCACAGCCCCAGCAGCAGCAGCCGCAACAGAAGAAGUAUCCAGUACCUGUCGUUCCUUCCGCCGUACCUGCUCCAAUGGCCGCGCCCAAGCUCCCUGUGAUAGCGCCCAAGAUUCCCCAGAUCAUCCUGGCCACCCAGAACGGCUUCAUCCUGGUUCCGCCGCAAAUCUCACAAAACCUGCUGGCCUCCAACGGCGCGACCACCACCUCCGGCAAGACCCUCCUAGUACAACACCAGUCCCAGCAAUCCCUCGCUCAAUCCGCCCCAGUCCCAGCCCCCCAAAAGCCCGAGCGGCGAAGAAUCUACGAGUGCGAGCAUCCCAACUGUGGCAAAAACUACUUCAAAUCUAGCCACCUGAAGGCCCACCAGCGCAUCCACACCGGCGAGCGGCCCUUCAUCUGCAAGUGGGCCGACUGCGGCCGCCGGUUCUCCCGGUCGGACGAGCUGUCUCGCCACAAGCGCACCCACACCGGCGAGAAGAAGUUCGUCUGCCCGGUGUGCCAGCGGCGCUUCAUGCGCUCGGACCACCUGUCCAAGCACGUCAAACGUCACAACAAGGACAAAAGCCAGAAGGGACAGCAGCCGUCCCAGCAGCAGGUCCAACCGGCCCAACCCCAACCCAUCUACCCGGUUCCGGUGCAGUUCGUCGCGACGGCCGCGCCCCUCUACUAAGUCUGCUCUUAAGAUUCUGUACAUACACACCGCGCUAGCUUGUUGCACAACUGUUUCACAAGCGUUGCCCGCUUGUGCAACCGCCGUGCAACUUCUCGCAACUUCUGGAACUGACUAGAUUUUAACCUUUUCGCGUCCCCCCUUUGACGCAUCCAAGUAGCCGCAUGUUGCACAGCCGUU
This is a messenger RNA of Culex pipiens pallens (northern house mosquito), 2450 nucleotides long. RefSeq names its product Krueppel-like factor 10 (gene cbt). The coding region runs from base 963 to 2270 and encodes 435 amino acids. The transcript is spliced from 2 exons. Gene Ontology annotation, molecular function: RNA polymerase II cis-regulatory region sequence-specific DNA binding; DNA-binding transcription factor activity, RNA polymerase II-specific. The record is from RefSeq and is a predicted model, not a curated record. Gene Ontology annotation, biological process: regulation of transcription by RNA polymerase II. NCBI's taxonomy places the organism in Eukaryota, Metazoa, Arthropoda, Insecta, Diptera, Culicidae.